AUGUUCCGUCUUCCGAGCCUUCUAGAAGCACAUUGUGUGCGCCAGCUUGGCUUCUUUGGGGGCCGUCGUCGAGUUUUGACGUGGAUUGACAGCCUUGUGCUACCGACGACGAAGCUCGUGAGGGGCAAGCUACCAGUGUGGUACCCAGUUGCCCGGAUACUGGGUCCUGCCCACGGUGAAAGUGGAAUAACGCGCCCGGACGACAAAAAGGCUGUGCCAGGAAUAGCUGGGAUCCUCGGAGCCCGCGCAGAUACUUAUUGGCCUUCGGGUAUCACCGGAGGCUUGUUUAUACCAAUCGCAACGCUGAGCCUGUCGGUCACAAGGAUUAUGGUUGACAUUUUCGUCAACACCGCCGUAUGGGAGUUCGCGCUGAAUUUAGUUCAUUCCAGUGGACCAAGGGUCUUCGAAGCUUUAAGUUCGCGGAUAGUUACUAUUCAUGCGCAGAACCAAGUUGAAAUCCUGUCCAUCAUCCAAGUCGGUGGUUCGAUAAACCGAGGUCUCAUGAUAAUAUACCUCAAACUGUUAUGGGUAUGGGCAUGGAAGCUGCAUGGCGAUACAUCAAUACCGAGCCUUCUUUGCUAA
Messenger RNA from Postia placenta MAD-698-R-SB12, 582 nucleotides. RefSeq lists its product as hypothetical. Bases 1 to 582 code for a protein of 193 amino acids. The transcript is spliced from 6 exons. The record is from RefSeq and is a predicted model, not a curated record. NCBI's taxonomy places the organism in Eukaryota, Fungi, Basidiomycota, Agaricomycetes, Polyporales, Adustoporiaceae.